This is a messenger RNA of Eufriesea mexicana, 1128 nucleotides long. Its product is annotated as odorant receptor 13a. Lineage: Eukaryota; Metazoa; Arthropoda; Insecta; Hymenoptera; Apidae. Gene Ontology annotation, biological process: detection of chemical stimulus involved in sensory perception of smell; sensory perception of smell. Gene Ontology annotation, cellular component: plasma membrane. Bases 1 to 1128 code for a protein of 375 amino acids. The transcript is spliced from 6 exons. The record is from RefSeq and is a predicted model, not a curated record. Gene Ontology annotation, molecular function: odorant binding; olfactory receptor activity.
AUGGCACCGAUUAAUACGAUUAGUCAAUCAGUGAAGUAUGGCCUUCAUUAUGCCGCGUCUUGGCCAGACGCGUCAUUUUUGAUUUUACGGAAGUUCCUCUGGAUGAUUCUAUUUUCUGUGCUGCAUUGGCAUCAGUAUAGUUACGUGAUUGCGCACUUUAGAUCUGAUACUCUCAUGGAAAUUAUAGAUAACCUGGGCACUUGUUUGGCGUUCACUUUAAUGGGUGUCAAAUUAGUUAUCGCUUGGGCACAUCACAGCCUACUUCGUAAAAUUUUAAUAACCAUGGAUGAAGAGUGUAAAAAAUAUGCUGUUAUGGAUACAAAUAAUUUAAUUUCAAAAACAGCGCAUUUGUCAUUUUGUUUGACGACUGGAAUAAUGAGUCUGUACGUAAUAAGCACGAUCUUUUAUGCAAUUGAUGUCCUCAUGCCUAAAGAAACUAACAUAACGACAUCUCGAAAACUUUUGUUAAAAAUGGACUUGCCUUUCGACGCCAGCAGAUGGCCCAUUUACAACCUUGUUAUAACUGUUCAAUAUUUUUUUCAAGCAUCAUCAGCCUUUAUGCUCAGCGUAUUCACUGCUCUUCUUUUAAUGGUAGUACUUCAUGUAGGUUGCCAAAUCGAUAUUAUGUGUCAGACAUUGACGAACACUCGUUAUGAAAAGGAAGAGCAACUGAAAUUCUUUAUUAGUAGACAUCAAGAUAUUAUCAUAUUUUCCGAGCAAAUUGAACAGUUUUUUACUUAUACAGCACUUAUUCAACUUUUGACAUGUACUAUUAUUACUUGCUGCUUGGGCUAUCUUAUUAUAAUUGAAUUAAACACUACUAAUGAAAGCAGCAUGCUGACAAAAUGUGUUGUGUUCUAUAUUUCUAUUAGCUUCGAGGGACUUAUAUAUUCCUUUGCUGGAGAAUAUCUCAGUGAUAAGAGUAAACUGAUCGGUAACACGGCGUACGAAUUUCUUUGGUAUAACUUACACCCAAACGAAAGCCGCCUGUUGAUACCUGUCAUAUUAAGAUCUCAAAGAGGAUUUACUUUCACUUGUGGAAAAUUUUCAAGCUUAUCUAUGGAAACCUUCACAUCAAUGAUGAAAGCUUCAGCAUCUUACAUCUCGGUAUUACUUGCAAUGACAUAA